Messenger RNA from Candidula unifasciata, 738 nucleotides. NCBI's taxonomy places the organism in Eukaryota, Metazoa, Mollusca, Gastropoda, Stylommatophora, Geomitridae. The record is from the annotation of a GenBank genome assembly.
CAAACAGCAAGCAGCAUUAGGGAGCGGUUGAAGCAGGCCGACUCUUAUAAGGCAAUAGUGGACAUGCGUCCUUCGAUAUCCUUACUGACGUCACAAAAGAUUCUUCGAGACUUCAUGGACUCCAGCACCGACGUGGAGACUCUACAGCUCAACCAUUAUCUGUUUCGGUCGUUAGACAAGAUUCUAUCAGACACCUACGCUCCUAGUGAUUACGACAUCCUGCGAGUCAGACAAAAGACCACGGGACUGCACGAGAUCCUCUUUCACUUCAAAGGAUUCGAGUUCAGACUCUGUGACGUCGAUGGCCACUGCACCGUUAAGAAAAAGUGGCUACAGAACUUCGAGAACGUUUCAGCCAUACUUUACACAGUAUCCCUCAGCUCAUACGAUGUCCAGAGCAAGGACCAUGAAGAUCAGACGGAGAUCAUUGACGCCAUCAGGGUGUUCCACACAGUGGCAUCCUACGACGGGUUCUCCCGGGCACCGAUUAUUCUGUUUCUCAACAAGAAAGAUCUCUUCCAACAGAAGCUGAAGAAGGUUCCUAUAACGGUAGCCUUUCCUGAGUAUAAUGGAGAGAAUGAGUUCGCAGAGGUCUGUCAGUUUGUUGAACGCAAGUUUGAAUCCUGCGUCGCCCGUGCAGCAGACCGGCUGACCAUACACAUCACCAACGCUACGGAUACCCCGCAUAUAAGGACGGUGUUCGAUGCCUCUUUGGCGGUCAUCUUAAAUCGUACUUAA